CACCUUGAGCAAACGAUGUGAAAACGAAACGAAAGUGAAAAAGAAGAAAUUAAUAUAACACAAAAACCAUAUCAAGAGGGACAACGAUGAGUUGUGGAGGAGGAGGAGGAGGGGGGGAUGGAGGUAUGGGACGAGGAAUUACUCCAAUCUCAUCGCCCAUUCCCUUGCCUCAUGAAUUGACUGCCGAAUGGACAGUGCGUGCUCAGUUGACAUUCGCCCGGAAUGGUGAGCCAGUACAAAAGGAAUAUGGUGAACAGGAUGCCUUGCAUCCAGUGCGAGUGGUCUACAAAUUGUCAGCACCGAGCACUGAACAGGAUGCCGAUAAGUCAGCAGCUGCUGGUCAAAGUUUUCGUUCAACUACCACCGAUUCAGCCUUUGGCAGUCCUCAUGUUUCCCACGCUGCUGCCGCCACCGCCGCCGCCCCUUCUCCUCAACUAGGUGCCAGUACAACGGCACAGAUUUGUGGCACUCAAUGCCGCAGCACUUGCAACAUUAUGGUCUCGGCCAUUGCCGACUUUCUGCCCCAACAGGAAGUGGGUGAAAAUGAACCAUUCAUCUAUCACAGCAAAGUCAAGGCACAACAAUUGCGUGAUGCCUUCUCUCAGACAAGCGACACAGAGGAGCGACAGCAGCAGCAGCAGCAGCAAUUGACGUCAUCGAAACGUCGUCCUACCGCCUAUGAUCAGAGAAGAGCGACCACAGAUGCAUUAAUGAGGAGUUUCAAUACCAAAAGGCAUGCAGAGGAGGCAAACACUUUUAGGCCAACCUAUUCACCAACGCCUACACCGUCAUCAACCUUCAAGUCAGCUUCGAUGCCUCGAAUACCACAAUUGAAUGAAAAGAAACCGAGAACUGUUCAUAUCGAUGUCUAUUGUACGGGCUCUGAGGAGGAACAAGAUGAGGAGGAAGUGGAUCAGGCAGAUGCUGAGGUAUCCAGCACAUCAUCCUCUGGAGCAGGCAAUGACAAUUUUAAGCCUUACGAUUUGGAUUCAAAUUCAACACCUCAAACGGUAUUGGAUAAUGAACAAAUGUUGCUAAGACAUCAAAGGAUCUCCUCGACACAAGCUAUGCCCCGAAGAUGGGCUACUAACAAUAACAAUCAGCAACAACAACAUAAUCAAACCAAACAACAACCAAAGCAACAAGCAAAGCAGACGACUGAGAAUGAUCAUCAGGAGCAUCUCUUGAAUCUUGGUCAUGCCAUAACCAAAUCGAGCACGGCCGAAGAAGUCAGUGAGUCGAAGCAAUUGCUUUUCCGCAAACACAUUGGUGAUCAACGUGCUGCCAAAUUGGCCAAUUUGAGACAGAAAUAUAUGCGACAACCCAGUGCAGAGGAUACGCUGAGCAGUAGCUCCGCUUAUCCGAAUUCAUCACGUUCCAGCAUUCCGGCCAGAGAUGCCACUUGUAGUAGCAUUUCCUCAGCUGCCGCUUUGGCUGGAAGUGAUUGUGUGGAUUCGUCGUGGAAGGAAACCGAUGAAGUGGAUACACCCAUUUUCAAUUUAACCAAAUCGGAUAGUUUUGAUUAUGAUAAUUCUCUCGAUCGUUUGCGUAUACGUCAAAUGGAACGUCUAUGGUCCAGACCAAAUGUGGAGCAACCAGUAGCUCCAGUUGGUUUGCAAACCAUUCGAGAGAAUCAAUUCCAACGUAGCGAUACCAUACCUUCGGAAUCGGAUGGAUUUUCCGAUACAAAUAAUAUCUAUAAUACUUAUCCCAAGAGGCAGCAGCAGCAGCCACAGCGUCCUGGUUUCCUGCAAUUCUUUGGACCCAGUCAAAAUCAACAGCAACAGCAACCGUAUCAACGGCAGCAAGUGCCCCAGCAACAUUUGCUACAUCAACGAGAAAUACCUCAGACAGCGCCAGUUCAACCGAUUGUUGAUCCAUUUCGUCUACUUCAUCCCAGUUAUCGCUGGAAAAGUGAGGCACGCGAUAAUCUCUCCGUGCAAGUUGCCCCCGAUCAAACAAAUUCUCCCUCAUCGGAGCGUAGUUCACCGCAAUUGCUUAGCGCCGCCACCACGGUGGUGCGAUGUGGCAGUGAAGCACCGCCAAGCACCACAUCGGCCAGUACAUUGGGAAUGCCACCGCCCCCAUCACCUAUACCGAUACGUCGUUUUGAUAUAACACGCGCCGAUAGUCCCAGUGUAGUAAGUGAGGCCACUACAUUAACGGCCACCGUGCUCUCGGGCUAUACCCAUGAGCAUUUGGAGAAGGCACGUCGUUUCGGUAAUGUGGUGACUAUGCGCAAGCCAGGACAUCAUGUGGGACCCACUAAGAAUCCCAAUUGUCACUGCGAGAGCUGCCAACGGUGGUUGGCCGAACGUUUUCAGCUACGGGGUCGUGCCUUCUCCCUGGGUGAGAGACCUCUAUUGAGAAGGCCUCAGAUAUGAGCGGGAAUUCUUUCUGUCAACUCAUAAGUAUGCCACCGGCUGGAGUUUGAAGCACAAGCUAGAGGAAAACGAGGCCGAAAAAGGUCGUUAAAAAGUCUAUAGGGCUACCAAGAUAUUGCCUGAAGCCAACUGUGCAAAUUAUGGUCAAGUUUUUCUCAAGAAACUAUUAUAGUUUUGGCGUCACUUAGUUCCUUGAGGUAGAAGAUCUGGGGCUGUGAAAUGCGGGGGA
Molecule: messenger RNA, 2613 nt
Organism: Drosophila willistoni
Lineage: Eukaryota; Metazoa; Arthropoda; Insecta; Diptera; Drosophilidae
Exons: 3
Coding region: 87-2384 (765 amino acids)
Source: RefSeq, a predicted model, not a curated record